ACUUUCCCGCCAGCACCACCACCCAAAGCUGUGUCAUACACCCACAAUGGCAUUCAAUGGAACCUGGCAGGUCUAUGCCCAAGAGAACUACGAAGAGUUUCUGAAGGCUCUUGCACUGCCAGAUGACCUUAUCAAACUCGCCAAAGACGUGAAGCCUGUUGUUGAAAUAAAACAAAAAGGAGAGGACUUUGUUGUGACAUCGAGGACACCCAAGCAAUCUGUAACUAACUCAUUUACAAUUGGAAAAGAGGCUGAUAUCACUACCAUGGAUGGCAGAAAGCUAAAGUGCACUGUGAACAUGGUAAAUGGAAAGCUCGUGUGCAAAUCAGACAAAUUCUCUCAUGAGCAAGAAGUCAAAGGAAGUGAAAUGGUGGAGACUAUGACUUUUGGUGGAGUAACGUUUGUCAGAAGAAGCAAGAGAGUUUAAAGGCAGAUCACCUUCUUUGUGACAUCUUUACAUACCUAAAAUAAAGUGCAGUUUCCACGA
Molecule: messenger RNA, 487 nt
Organism: Nestor notabilis (Kea)
Lineage: Eukaryota; Metazoa; Chordata; Aves; Psittaciformes; Psittacidae
Product: fatty acid-binding protein, liver
Exons: 4
Coding region: 47-427 (126 amino acids)
Biological process (GO): fatty acid transport
Cellular component (GO): cytosol; nucleus
Molecular function (GO): fatty acid binding
Source: RefSeq, a predicted model, not a curated record